Molecule: messenger RNA, 1602 nt
Organism: Corticium candelabrum
Lineage: Eukaryota; Metazoa; Porifera; Homoscleromorpha; Homosclerophorida; Plakinidae
Product: nucleoside diphosphate kinase 7-like
Exons: 13
Coding region: 336-1448 (370 amino acids)
Biological process (GO): GTP biosynthetic process; CTP biosynthetic process; UTP biosynthetic process
Cellular component (GO): centrosome
Molecular function (GO): nucleoside diphosphate kinase activity; ATP binding
Source: RefSeq, a predicted model, not a curated record
GUGUGGGAGAUGCAAGACGUGUUUUCUCGAGAUCACUUCGCUGUUGCCCAAUAGCUGUGUGUCGUUAGUAAGCCAACUCCUCCCCUUUGUUGUAUACUUCGUCGGCGGACCUAGCCAAGACAGGUCCAAGAUAAAUAACAAGAGGAAUCUAUUUACAACCGUUCUUUCAUCAACAAAAAAUCUCCAACGAUGUACAUGUCACACAGUGUCACUGCUGCUGGUAAAGUGGGCUCUGGUAGCCUCGCACUCUACAACGUCUGGCGCGCCAGUUCCUAGUUGAUUUUAAUGUUGCGAGGCAACAUCAAGUAGAAAGCGUUUCGAUUGAGUUUGGAGUCAUGGAUGAGCGUUACGCGUUUACAGUCGAAUGGUACGACUUUAACGCAUCUCUAACUAGACGCUACCAGUUCCUCUACUUCGUUGCGGACAACACUAUAGAGAUGUAUGAUAUCAAGAAUAGACGAACAUUCUUGAAACGAUCGAAAUGCGACUCCGUUUGUUUGUCUGAUUUCUUCAUCGGUUCCGUCAUCAACGUUCAUUCACGUCAGUUGACAAUUGUUGAUUAUGCUGAUGAAUACACAAGAAGACAGCUGAGUGAAGUAUCAGAGAGGACACUUGCAAUCAUCAAACCAGAUGCAGUAAAGCACAUGGGAAGUAUCAUUGAUAUCAUUCACAAUGAAGGUUUCAAAGUAUGCCGUGCUCAAAUGGUCCAUCUUACCAGAAAAGAGGCAGCUGAAUUCUAUGAAGAACACACAGGAAAGGCAUUCUUUGAGAAUCUCCUUGACUUUAUGACAAGCAGACCAUCGGUGGCAAUAGAACUAAUGGCUUCAAAUGCCAUCAAGAAAUGGAGAACUCUACUUGGUCCAACCAACUCGGCUACAGCCAGGCUUGAGGCACCGUCAAGUUUGAGAGCAAAGUUUGGAACCGACGGUACAAGAAAUGCUUGUCAUGGUUCUGAUUCACCUUCAUCGGCAUCUAGAGAAAUUCAAUUCUUUUUUGGGAUGAGACGGCAGUCGACUGCUCAGUUUACCAACUGCACUUUGUGUAUUGUGAAGCCACAUGCUGUGGCUGCUGGUCUCACAGGGAAGAUCAUUGAAAAUAUAGAGAAAAAGGGAUUCACUAUAUCAGCUUUAGAAAUGUUUAACCUGGAAAAGGCAAACGCUGAAGAGUUUCUCGAAGUCUACCGGGGUGUUGUCGCAGAAUUCAAUCAAAUGGUCGUAGAACUGUGUUCAGGGCCUUGUGUCGCAAUGGAAAUCAGAGCAGAUGACGCACCUCGUGUAUUCAGAGACUUCACUGGCCCCGCUGACCCAGAGAUAGCGAGGCAUCUGAGGCCCAACACACUAAGAGCGACGUUUGGUAAAGACAAAAUCAAGAAUGUCGUUCAUUGCACUGACCUUCCAGAAGAUGGACUGUUGGAGGUUGAAUAUUUUUUCAAAAUCCUACAACAGUAGACCAAAAAUUUCAAGAAACAUAUCUCAUUCUACAAAUACAGCUACAAACAGUCAUUCACACUUAAUUAAUACAUUGGCGUUAGAUAUCAUGAUCAAUGUGCAUGUGGCAGAAAAUAAUAAGAAAACACAACUACAUAUGAGUCACGUCAGAACC